AUGGCUGAGUCCAAGUUCGCCGUUUAUCCCAGCCUCGUCGACCGCACCGUCGUCAUCACCGGCGGUGCGCAGGGCAUUGCCGCGGAAAUGGUCGAGCAGUUCUCCCUGCAGGGCUCUCAAGUCAUAUUCCUCGACGUCGAGGACGAGUUGGCCGACGCUCUAGUCCAAAAGGUGUCUGAUCAAGGCGUCAAGCACAAGCCCAUAUACUACCACUGCAAUGUCAUCAUGAUUGACGAAGAGCUCAAACCCACGGCGGCCAAGAUCCUGAAAGAUCAUCCCAGGAUCGAUGGACUGGUAAACAGUGCCGCGAGGGCAAUGGUGAAACCCACGGAGGACAUCACGACCGAGUGGUGGGAUGAGAGCGUCGCCGUGAACCUGCGGCAUCAGUUCUUCCUGACCCAGGCCUUGCUGCCGGGGCUUCUGCUUGCUGCCGGAAACGCUUCGGUGAUCAACAUGGGGAGCAUCAACUGGCUCGUCUCUGCAACGGGCCAGGCGCCUUACACGACGAGCAAGGCCGCCGUUGUGGGACUGACGAGGACGCUGGCACACGAGUUUGGACCGAAGGGCAUCAGGGUGAAUAGUAUCAUGCCGGGGUCCAUUGCGACAUUGAGGGAGAGGACGGUGGUCAUGACGCCCCAGUAUGAGGCCAAGGUUCUGGGCAGUCAGGCGAUCAAGAGGCUGAUUGAGCCGGUGGAGGUGGCGAGGAUGGCCAUGUGGUUGAUUGCGGACGAUAGUGCUGCGGUGACGAACCAGAGCAUGAGGAUCGAUGGUGGAUGGACAUGA
Trichoderma aggressivum f. europaeum is the source of this 783-nucleotide messenger RNA. RefSeq lists its product as uncharacterized. Lineage: Eukaryota; Fungi; Ascomycota; Sordariomycetes; Hypocreales; Hypocreaceae. The record is from RefSeq and is a predicted model, not a curated record. The transcript has a single exon. Gene Ontology annotation, molecular function: oxidoreductase activity. Bases 1 to 783 code for a protein of 260 amino acids.